AUGAAUAGAUUUGAAGACACAAUACCUGAAGCAUUUGGAUCCAACUUGAGAAGGCUCAGCUUGAAUGGAAACAAGAUUGGAGGAUCAUUACCAUUGUCUUUGCUCAACUGCUCUAAAUUGCAAGUCUUAGACGUUGGCAGUAACAAGUUAGAUGAUAUAUUUCCUCAGUGGUUGGAAAGUCUUGCAGAAUUGCAGCUUCUUGUUCUGCGCUCCAAUAAGUUUCAUGGUGAUGUCAGAGGUUCCAAUGCAAAUAAGAAUCUCUUCUCCAAGUUGAAAAUUUUUGAUCUGUCAAGGAACAAUUUCAAUGGUCCUCCAACUAGAUAUAUUGAAAAUUUCAAAGCCAUGAUGAAUGUCAGUGGAUCACAAAGUGAUGAGAAAUACUCGAGUCUUGAUGGUUCUUCGACCAUGAAGGGAUCAGAUAUUGAAAUGGUGAAAAUGUUCACACCAUUUGCAGCCAUUGAUUUAUCAUACAACAAGUUUGAAGGAGAGAUACCAAAGGUAAUUGGAGAGCUCAAAUCUCUCAGUAGCUUGAGUUUAUCUCAUAACAGUUUUACAGGUCAAAUCCCAGCAUCUACAGGUCAACUGACCGGUCUUGAAUGGUUGGAUCUUUCUUACAACCAUCUCAGUGGAGAGAUUCCUAUUGAACUGGAAAAUUUAACAUUUCUUUCAUACUUAGACCUUUCAUGGAAUAAUCUUACCGGACCUAUACCAAAACGCAGACAAUUUGGUACAUUUGGAAAUGAAUCAUAUGAAGGCAAUAUGGGUCUUUGUGGAUUUCCAUUGACAAACAGAUGCAGAGAUGAUGAGGGAUUAGAACCACCUCCACUGAUAAACUUCCAACAAGAAGCAAAGCGUGUCUUUCUCUUACUUUCUGUUUUUGGUUUCGUUUUGUUUUUCAUUUGUACUAUUUGA
Ziziphus jujuba (common jujube) is the source of this 912-nucleotide messenger RNA. RefSeq names its product receptor-like protein 9DC3. Gene Ontology annotation, molecular function: protein binding. The record is from RefSeq and is a predicted model, not a curated record. The coding region runs from base 1 to 912 and encodes 303 amino acids. Lineage: Eukaryota; Viridiplantae; Streptophyta; Magnoliopsida; Rosales; Rhamnaceae. The transcript has a single exon.